Messenger RNA from Paramacrobiotus metropolitanus, 1948 nucleotides. RefSeq lists its product as uncharacterized. Gene Ontology annotation, biological process: protein sumoylation. Gene Ontology annotation, molecular function: zinc ion binding; SUMO ligase activity. The record is from RefSeq and is a predicted model, not a curated record. The transcript has 11 exons. The coding region runs from base 182 to 1735 and encodes 517 amino acids. Lineage: Eukaryota; Metazoa; Tardigrada; Eutardigrada; Parachela; Macrobiotidae.
UGUUGUGACUUUGUCACUUCACACUUGUCAGGCCCUGUGAGCUCCUCGCCGAUUAAGGGAGCGUUCCUGGUGGAGAAAGGUUUCCCUAACUAUUGAUAAUGUAGUCCUUCUUUAUUCUCUUGGGAAACUCUAGUCUCUACGCUUAGUUACUGAAUAAUCAUCCUUGUAUCUGACAAUCAGCAUGGCUUCGUCCAGUUCGACGCUGGAAGAAGUUAUUCUGCACCACACGCGAUGUGGGAGUCUUAGUUUGGUCGACAGACGGAUAAUCCAGAAGUUGUUUUCCGAAGUUCCCAUGGCCAAACUGAAGAACUUCUUGGCACUCUUCAGCAUCCGAGCCACUUCCGGCAUCACGAACAAGAAAGCAGUGGAAAUGUGUGUGAAUCGCUAUUUCAGAGGUUCGGAGAAAAACCGUAUCGAAGCGGUGAAAAUCUUUCAAGCUGUGCGCAGCUGUGUGGAGUUUAUGGAAUCUUCGGUGUUGGAUGAAAUACCCGCACCACUUAACGCUUCGCAGACAGAGGAGGAUGACGGGGAUGUGACGCUCUUGAACACUUCGGAAACUAUUGGAGAAACUGACAAAAGCACAUGUAGUGUCGCUGAAGCAGAUAAAACUCACGAAGGUUUGGACUCACCGCGAAAUCCCAAAAUAAAAAAUGCCGAAGUCAUUGAAGAUUUUAACAUAUUAACGCUGCCCACGGAAAUCGGUGCUAUCUCCAGAAAAAGCCGAAUUUAUGCCCGUGAUCCCGUGCUGGAUAUUUGCUCACAGGAUAAAAACGAGAAUGGAAUCGAUCAGUGCGUCUUCGAUGUUGCAGACAUGCUAAAGAUUUCGAAUUCUCCAUUAUCUAUGGAAUCUCCUGCGAAUGUUGGUGUACUGCAGGGCAUUUGGGAACCAGCUUUCUAUGAAAUCCAUUCUUGUUUGGCGCAUUUUGGUUUUGGUUGCACUGCAACUGGACUAUUUAUUCCGAACACGGUAAAUUUCAGUGUACCCGAAGGUGGUGAUGGAUGUGACGUGAUACUAACAUUCCGUACUCUCGGACCUGGACGGUAUGAUUGCGAACACACGCAUCCACUGGGAUUGGUUUACACACUAAACGAUCAUUCCAAGAAAUCAGAAUUCAAAAAGGCAAUUCAGCCGCCUGCUCAGAAAGAUUGGGAAAGCAAAUUGUCCUGUUUUAGUCAUCCGAUUGUAUUAGCCGGAAUUGUUGCGGGCGAAGAAAAUGUGUUAUAUUUCAAGUUUCCCGAAAGACCAAAAGAUGCCAAAUUUCAUUGUCGGUAUGAAGGCUAUAUUUUCGUUGCAAAACCUCGAUCUAUUGGAGGAAUAAUGAAGGCAUCUCCUUUGAUUCCAGCAAGAUUUACACUGAAAACGGUGUAUGAUAUCCUUAUUGGCACGAACUCAUCGGGAGUACCGCCGAGCACGAUAUCUGUGCCGACACUUUGCGGAGUGACGUGCAAACCGAUCCGUAACGCUUGCAAAGGCUCUCGUUGCGACCACAUUAAUUUUUUUGAUGGGGAGAAUUACCUAUCCUUGCAGCAGUUUUGCAAAGAACCUCGGUGGAAGUGCAGCGUCUGUAACGAGAAACUGUUUUGGCACGAGCUGAGACAUGAUGAGUUGAUGGAGUUUCUGGUGCAGAAGAUACCACAAUGCAGCAAAUUGACCGCUCGUCUGGAUGGCGAGAAACUCAUAUUCACAGGGACACCUAUCGAGCCGGAGAGUGAUGAUCCAGACGAAUCCGACUGAACGAUUCUCGGCGCCACGCACAGAUCAAAGUUCCGCUAUCUGGAAAGUUCUUUGUGCUUGCUCACGACUAAAGGACUUUACGGUCUCUGAUUGAAAUUGGAUGUGCCUUGUAGUCAUGUAUAUAUUUUUCCACAGUAAAACGAAUUUCUGUUAGGAUUUAAUAAAUUUUUGAUCUGCUGAGGUAUUGCACGUGCGUGAAAGAAAACAUUUGGA